GUAGAUGAUGUUGGAUAAUGGGGGCAAUAUUGUCUGUUUAUAUAAUCUACGUCCAAUAACAACACUUUAAUUAUUUUAUUUCCAGCUUCUUUUUUUUCUUUCUCUUCCCUCUUCUUCUUGUUCUCAUUACAAUAUCAAUCAACCCUAAAAAAACUUAUCUUAUGAAUCUACUACUAUAAGUAGCUCUCUAAUCUCUUUUCUACUAUUUAUAUAGACUAGCCGACUUCUUGCUUAUUAACCUUCGUGUCUCUCACAAUCCCACAAGUGAAACAUAGUUAUAGAGAGAUAUAUAGCUAGAGAUUAGCUAUUUGGUUUUUUCUAACUCCUAUACCUAGAGAGAGAGAGUAUUGAUCGGAGAAAGAAAAAAAAUGGCGGGAGGAAUAGGGUUGGGAGACACGACGUACACGAAGGUGUUUGUUGGAGGACUAGCUUGGGAGACGCAGAAGGAGACGCUCAAGAAGCACUUUGAGCAGUUUGGGGAGAUUUUGGAAGCCGUGGUCAUUACCGACAAGGCCUCCGGCAGAUCCAAGGGAUAUGGAUUCGUGACGUUUAGGGAGGCCGAGGCGGCGAGGAGAGCUUGUGUGGACGCUACCCCGGUGAUCGACGGGAGAAGAGCAAAUUGCAAUCUUGCCUAUAUCGGUCUUCAAAGAUCCAAGCCCUCCACUCCUAACCAUGGAGGAGGAGGCAGGAUUAACAAUAUGAGAGUGAUGAUGGGAACAAUGCAGACUGGUUUUGGACCACCUCCUCUACCACCAACCUUCCCUCACUAUCCCCACCUCCCUCUCAAUCUCUUUGGGUACUCUCCAUACUCGCCAGAUUACUCAUCAUUCCCUACGAGCUUAUACGGCGUGUACGGCUGCAAUUCAGGGGGACAAUAUGGAGUAUACGGGAACGGCGGAGGCAGUGGACUAACGGCAGCAGCCGCAUCCGCUGCUCCUUUUUAUCCUUGUGGCAGUGGUGGACAUGGUGGAGUUCACUUCUCUCAGCCACAACCAUUUUAUCAUCACUUGUCUUCUUAUAACCCUCACCAUUACUCUCCUGCGACCAUUUCUAUGCAACAAGUGUGUUUUGCUGUGCCACAGGUGUAACCGGCUUUCCGCUUCAGCCACCUCUCAUUCCUUACCGUUGAAGAAGCUUAGAGUCUUUGGUAGCUAUGAAGCUUCACAUCAUCUUCUUCUUCUCAAGUCAAGAGAGCCAUUCUAUGGUUUAAUGGAUGCUCUCUGGCUAAUCUCAACACUUUUUUUCUCUCUCUCUCUGCUCUAAAAGCCACCCCAUUUUAUGGAAUUUGAGGUGGCUUUUAGUUUGCAGACCCCAAUGGGAUCUCCAAUUUUAGAUGGUGGUCAUGUCGUUUAUGUCAUCUCUCACCUUCUUACAAUUGCAUCUUCUCGAGAGAAUGGGUUUCUCUUCUAGAGAUAUUGCUAAUGGAGCAUCAUCAUCAAUCACUCAUGUGCCAAACUCAAGCUGAUGCAUGUAUCAGCUUAAUUUGUUAUGUUGUUUAGCCUAGGGAUGGCUGAUCAACAAGACAAAGAAAAUGUCUGUUAGGAUUAAUGUAUAAAGAAAUCAAGCACUAAAACCAUGUGCUUCUUUAAAGUCUGAAAAAAUGAUAUGCAUAUUUAAGCAAAACAAAAACCCUGCAAGCCUUUUUGUUGCAUCAACAUUUUAGUUAGUCUUAGUAGCUUAAGGACUUAGGUACACAAGUCUCAGAUAAUAAUACUCAAAUAAAAUGCAUUAUUCAAUGUCUCUGUUUACUGCUACUACUGGUUAAAAACAUUGGGGAGUAACAUCCCAUAACCCCCCUUACCCCUAGGAUACUAUGCCACAUAAACGAACUUCAUGCUUUUCAGAUUUUUACUCUAGUAUGUUCAGAAGGAUACUGGAAAUAUAAGGCCAACGAUGUAAUUACAGUAUUGGGAAUCAGAACAGUACCUGUUAGGGAUAUAUAUAUAUUAUAAUGAAAGACUGGCGCUUUCUUGUCAGAUUUCGAGUUUUCUUCA
This is a messenger RNA of Camelina sativa (false flax), 1994 nucleotides long. RefSeq lists its product as uncharacterized. Gene Ontology annotation, molecular function: RNA binding. The record is from RefSeq and is a predicted model, not a curated record. NCBI's taxonomy places the organism in Eukaryota, Viridiplantae, Streptophyta, Magnoliopsida, Brassicales, Brassicaceae.